AUGCGACGAGCUCGAUCUUCCCCCACGGCCUCGCCGUACCGCGCGCUGGCGCACCAUCAAGCCCAGUAUGGCUCGUCCCAGGGGCAGCAGGCGCGUGACUCCGUGUCAUCGGUCCUGCGAUCCUUCGAUGUCGAGACAAAUCCGGCGCGGCCAAUGCGGCCUUCGCCGCUGACGGCUUCAACCAUCCCGGACAUGCCCCUCGACCUGGUCGACCGCAUCAGGUCAUUCCCGCUCUUCAUGUCCGCGCCCGACGACUUCCUCGCUGCCAUCGGAGCUCAUCUACGCCCACAGACCCAUAACGCGCACGACCAUAUCCUUACCGAGGGAGAUGACGCCAAGGCGAUGUACUGGCUGGUUCGCGGUGUUGUUGCCGUCACUUCGCGUGAUGGCGAGGCUGUCUACGCCGAGCUCAAACCCGGAGCUUUCUUUGGCGAGAUCGGCGUGCUCAUGGACAUGCCGAGAACGGCGACCAUCAUUGCGAGGACCAAGUGCCUCCUGGUCGUGCUGAAGAAAGAGGAUUUGCGGGCCGAACUCCCCAAGUUUCCCGAAAUGGAACAAGCGAUCCGCCAGGAAGCGCAGGAGCGGCUGGCCAUUCUCAAGAAGAAGCGGCAAGAGGGGGGCAAAGACGCCAAGCUUCCAGAGACCAGCGCCGCGGGCGUCGCGCGCGAGGCCGUGCCGGGGGAGGUCAGUAUGGGGGAUAGUGGGAUAAUCAGGGAGGGAGCAGUGGUGAACAACAAGAAGCGCAAGUCUCCCAGCCCCGGAGUCGUCGAGGACCCGACCAUCAGCGGCAGCGCCCUCGGCAGUGCCUACGUAAACGUGCGCAAGACGCUCAAGGAGCUUCCCUUGUUUGCCACGCUACCGGCAGACAUUCUGCAUUUCCUUGGCCUAAACGCCCAGCCCAGGACUUACCCACCCUUUACCGACAUUGUCCGCCAGGGCACUCCCGGCAACGACAUCUACUUCAUCGUCCGCGGCGAGGCGGAAGUGAUACAGGACCCUGCGAGUCCCACCCUCAGACGAACGUCCAAGGCGACGUAUUCGCGCCCAAGGUUAAAGCAAGGCCAAUAUUUUGGAGAGGUGGCGAGUCUUGGUCUGUCGCAGUGGAGGACCGCGACAGUACGCGCCGUGUCAGAUGUCGAGUGCCUCAUGAUUCCCGGUGAUGUGCUGGACGAGUUGUGGAGGCGGUGUCCGCCAGAAGUGAAGUGUCAGGUCGAAGAGACCGCGAGGCAGCGUUUCCACCCGGAGGACGUCGAGAUGGAGGAUGCGGAAACAAAAGAGAGACCAACGCGGGAGGAGAAGGCGGGCCCGGCCGUCACCUUCGAUCUCCCUUCCAAACCAGUGUCACCGCCCAACGAGGAGGAGGAUACGCGCCGGCCGUCGGAUCCCGACCCCUUCCUGAGCGUCGACAUGGAGAAUUUCCGCAAUAGGAGGCGCAACUCGCUCGCGCCGCCGACCCCACAGACGGACUGCAGCGUUAUCGUGGGCGGGAUCAAGGUACCACCGGUCGCACCCGCUCCGCCGCUCCUGUCGCCCAUAUCUCUUGACGACUCGCCCUUUCCCAAGCGCGCGCGUACCCUUCCCAUCGGUACCAAGGCCAAGGAGAAGGCGACGUUCCCGGAUAGCGUUUGGAUUGGCGUCUUCGAGCACCUCGACCUUCUCGAGAUGCUCCGCCUGAGGGCCGUCUGCAGGAAGUGGCGCCAGAUGCUGACGACGAGUCCCGAGCUCUGCACGCGCGUCGAUCUUGGCCGGAUCAACCGCAAGGUGACCGACUGGUCAGUGGCCAACAUCCUGGCGCCCUUCAUCGGCACCCGCGCGGUCGAGAUGGACAUCAGCAACUGCUUCCACAUUACCGACGAAGGGUUCCAGGCGCUGUGGAAGGCGUGCGGCAAGAACGUCAAGGUCUGGCGGAUGCGGAGCGUCUGGGACGUGUCCGCCUCGCAGAUCCUCGAGAUGAGCGAGUGCGCCAAGGACCUCGAAGAGAUCGACUGGAGCAACUGCCGCAAGGUCGGCGACAACCUGCUGGCUCGCGUGGUCGGCUGGGUCGUCCCCAACCCGGCCCCCGCCCGCGAGAGCAACAAGAACGUUGUCAUUGCACCCUCCAACGCCAAGCCGCGCCGCGGCCAACGCAACCCCCAGCCGGGCCCCCCUUCCCAGCCGUCCGCACCAGCCCCCGGUACGGUCGUCGGCUGCCCGCGGCUCCGCCGGCUGAAUCUCUCCUACUGCAAGUACGUUACGGACCGCUCCAUGGCACACCUCGCCGCCCACGCCUCGUCGCGCCUGCAGUCCCUGAGCCUGACGCGGUGCACCUCGGUGACGGACGCCGGCUUCCAGGCCUGGGCCCCGCACCGCUUCACGCAGCUGACGCACCUCUGCCUCGCCGACUGCACCUACCUCUCGGACCACAGCAUCGUCGCCCUCGUCGGCGCCGCCAAGGGCCUGACCCAUCUCGACCUCAGCUUCUGCUGCGCCCUGUCCGACACCGCAACCGAGGUCGUCGCCCUCGGCCUGCCCAUGCUGCGGGAGCUGCGCAUGGCCUUUUGCGGGAGCGCCAACGUGCUAGAAGGGUGCUCGCGGCUCGAGUGGUUCGACGUGAGCCAGUGCAAGAACCUCGGGGGGUGGCUGGCCGGCGGCGGCGUCGAGAGGUGGGGGUUCGACGAGAGGUUCGUCGGCCAGCCGGGACACGGGUCGGUGGUCCCCGGGAGCGUGCGGGUCAAAGGCGGCGGCCCCCCUGGUGGGGUGGGAGGAGAAACGCGCAGGACGAUGACUGAUGCGAAGCCGCUCGGGCCGGGCCCCAUAUUGCGGCCGGUGAUACCGCCUAAGGGCGCCCCUCCGUCCAGGUCGAGGAAGCCGGUUAGGUUUGUGGUCGAGAAAGGACCCGGCGAACUGAGGUAA
Molecule: messenger RNA, 2892 nt
Organism: Thermothelomyces thermophilus ATCC 42464
Lineage: Eukaryota; Fungi; Ascomycota; Sordariomycetes; Sordariales; Chaetomiaceae
Exons: 2
Coding region: 1-2892 (963 amino acids)
Molecular function (GO): protein-containing complex binding; protein binding
Source: RefSeq, a predicted model, not a curated record